This is a messenger RNA of Ogataea angusta, 666 nucleotides long. RefSeq lists its product as uncharacterized. The record is from RefSeq and is a predicted model, not a curated record. The transcript has a single exon. Bases 1 to 666 code for a protein of 221 amino acids. NCBI's taxonomy places the organism in Eukaryota, Fungi, Ascomycota, Pichiomycetes, Pichiales, Pichiaceae.
AUGUCGGACGAGACAUUACCGUCGCUGGAGGAGUUCAAGCUGCACAAUCUCCUGAAAGCGAUCCCCGAGGCGCAGCGGGAUUUGACGCAGGCCAUACUGCGGGUAAGCAAGUGCUACACGAAGGACCUCGACACGCAAUGCGAGGAGAUUAUUAAUAUAGAGAAGGAAGAGGUGAUGGACAGAUUGGACCGUGUGCAGGGCAGUUAUGAGAGCAUCAAGGCUGUCGAUAGGACGAGAUACAUGGACCAGAUAAAACGCCUGGAAUCUGAGAUGGGCGACGUUGCGCAGCAGUUUGCCUCCUCGCAAGAGCGUAUCGACCGUCUCGUGACGAAAAUCAAGCGAGUAGAAAAGAUGAUGCAAUUGAAAGACCGGCUAUUCGACCCGAAAACGUUCCAUUAUGACCAUUACAGAGAGUUAUACCAAUACGGCAUGCGCAAGGACGCAAAAGAAAAAAGCCCGCUGAAAGAGCAGCAGUUUCUAAGUCUCGAGCAGGAGAUCGGGGAGCUCCACAGACAGCGGUCCACCAGCAUAACGCGAAUCCAUAACCCGACCCACCUGCUGGUCCACGAGGAGCCAGUCACACAGAUCUCGCAAACUGUCGCCACCGCGACGUCGCCGCAACUAGACCACGAUGCGUCCACCACGUUGCGUGGGUACGUUAAGUAG